AUGUCGACGUACAAUUACGCACCACCUCCCCCUCCGCCUCCCACCUCCGGCGGCGCCAGCUUCGGGCAGUCGAGUUCGGCCCCGUAUGGCCAGAGUCGCGGUGGUGGAUCAGGCAGUCGUCGAGGCGGCCACUAUCACGGAGGCCGUGGCGACUAUCACAACUCGCAGCCGCGAUACGAAUACACUGGGCAGCCAUACCCAGCCCAACACGCAGUGCCUUACGGCAGCUCUCACCCGCCGGCGAACAGCUAUCCGGCUGCUCAGCCGCAGUGGACUCCAGACCAUGGCCAUGCUCCCGCACACCACGCACAUCCGCAUGCUCCUGUACCGCUCUCCGCAACAAACUAUCACCCAAACUAUGCUCCCCAGCCUUAUGCUCCGUCUCAAUACCCCCAGCAGGCCCCUUAUGCUGCCCCUCAGCCUUACCCCUAUCAAGCCCCCCCUCCUCCACCCAGCCAGGCGCAGUGGAGCGGUCAAGCGGCUCAUCAGACAUACGGGAAUAGCAGAGGUCGCGGAGGAGGCUACGGUGACCGUGGAGGCCACAAGCCGUCUCAGGGCGUGCCUCCCGUCCGCCACAGCCAUGAAUAUGAUGCGGCACCUCCUCCGAUAGUUGGCAGCUUCCCUCAGUCAUACCCCCCCGAUCAUCGCGUUGUGCAUUAUCCUCCACCCCAAUAUGCUUAUGCAGCGCCCCCGCCUCCUCCCGUUGCCGCUCGUCACCCAGAAUCUUCACACGGCCAGUAUCCUCGCCGAGGACGUGGUGGGCACAGAGAUGGCCAUGGCAAGGGGCGGGGUAGCCAUCACUCCCAUCAUCAUGGGGCCAACGAUAAGCCACGCCUACCAAAGCCGUCCAAUAAUAAUUUGGAUAACGCUUCAAAGCCUGACAAGUCCGAGUCUCCUUCAGUUGGUAAAAAGAAGAAGAGAAAGACCAAUACGCUGGGCCUAACCCCAGGAGUUGACUCGGAAACAGAAGAUGAUGAGGGGGAGGAGAAGACCCUCACCGAGCUAAUUGGUCAAGAAACUCUCAAUAUUAGCGAUGUUGCGGCUUUUAUCGCCGAACGAAAGAAAAAGUUCCCCACCAGAGCGCGCAUCGAAGCCAAAAAGGCCGCCGAGUUGGCGCGAAAAGAAGAGGACAAGGCUGCCUCUCUAGAGAAGGAAGCUGAUAGAUUGAGAAAGCAACUGCGAAGAGUCGAGUUUUCCAUUAAGAGAAAGCGAGAGCAGGGUGAUGAGGGUGACGAAAUGCGGGAGCCCUCUGAUGACUCGUCUGACGAUGAGCCAGAAGUCAUGUCUAGCCGCACUCAAACCGCACCACCUCCCUCUUCCUCAGCCAAGAAGGCUGAUAUCACUAGGCAUUGCAAAUAUUAUUCUACCGGUGGAACUUGCGGGAAGAAGGGCAAGUGCCGCUUCGUCCAUGAUCCCCAAGCUAGAGAAGCGGCGAUCAAAGAACGCGAGGCCAACAAUGGUCGUUUGACUAUCCAGCAGCGGUUAAUCUUGAACGACAAGGAGCAAGAAGAUUUGGCUAUCCUUCAAUCCAUCCAAUAUCUUCGCGAGAAAGGCCUCAUGAAUACUGCUGGAGCUUCGGCGGCGGCUCCCCUCAGUAACGAAGAAAAGAAACUCGCAGCCAAGUCCGCUUCCACAUCCACACCAGUGCCCACAUCUACGCUCACUUCGACAUCUGCGCCCGCUUCUGUUUCUACGCUGCCACCUUCUACGUCCAGCCUCCCUGCUAUCCCACCACAGCCCGCUAAGCGCGAACCACCUCGCAGAAGCAACCCGCCUCCCUCCAUCAUCCCCACCGCUAAUAGUAUCAGCGCUCAGGGGGUGAAGCACUAUCAGGGCUGGCUCCUGAAACCGUACGGAAGCUCAAGUGGGAAGCAGUCACGGAGCGAUGAUUUACCUUGACUGGGCUGUUUGAAUGCGCAUAAACACCCAUUUUCAUAACAUUCUCCUCAAAACUAUCUGAAUAAGCCAAACUCGGAUAUUUAUCUACACAUUCUACACGAUAUUAGAUAUCGUUCCCAAAAACCUGUGUGCAUUUUCUAUUUUUAUUGGUUCUGCUCUUGUUUCAGAGUGUGCUUGCUGUUUUUUUUAUACAAAAGAAAAAUACUCAUUGGGCGGAGUUUGCUUGACAGUCUUGCAAGUGUGACAAAUGUCGACCUGGGGACAAAAGGCGGCGCCAACUGGCUGCUAGGAUCUUGAACAUGGGCUCGGCUGGAUGCCUUGAGAAGCCAGUUCUAACCCAGCUGGGACUAUUCACACGCAUCAUUCUUCGACACCACUCAUGUUUUUUUUUGUCAAUAUUUGGUCUGGUGAUUCCCUGAAGGCUUGCUUGUCUCUCUAUGCAGCUCAACUCGUUUGGGCGCGAAGAGAGACAAGAAGUUGUCUGCCUUUACAAUAACUAACGAUUUUCUCUCUUUCUCAUUAACAAUUUAUAGGAUUCAGUUGAUUGGGUCGAAAAAAUAACUUUUUUUUUUUUUUUUAAAAAAAAAAAGAAAAGGCAAGGAUAAAUUUGUUAUUUACUAUAUGUUAUAUAAAGGCUGGCGAAACUUGUUUCCUCUAUUCUUUUCGUUCGAAUACAUUCUUCUUAGCUGCUCAAAGUUAUGGUUCAUAGGUUCACGGUAGUCAAUACGAUUAUUAUUUUCCC
Trichoderma atroviride IMI 206040 is the source of this 2641-nucleotide messenger RNA. RefSeq lists its product as uncharacterized. The record is from RefSeq and is a predicted model, not a curated record. NCBI's taxonomy places the organism in Eukaryota, Fungi, Ascomycota, Sordariomycetes, Hypocreales, Hypocreaceae.